Molecule: messenger RNA, 2771 nt
Organism: Phymastichus coffea
Lineage: Eukaryota; Metazoa; Arthropoda; Insecta; Hymenoptera; Eulophidae
Exons: 5
Coding region: 610-2076 (488 amino acids)
Source: RefSeq, a predicted model, not a curated record
UUUGAAAUAAAAAUUCUUUACUUCAAUUUUUGAUUCGCCCGUACGAUCUGAUUUUAGGUGUUCCGUAACAACCUUAAUAUAUAAUAACAAGAAACAUAAAUUUUGUGUCAUUGUUGUUGUUUUGGGCAUUGCAUUAGAGUCGGCUUACAAUACAAACUAAUUUUUAGAAAAUAAUUGUACUGCAAGUUAUAUUUAUAUCAUAUUUAUAAAUUACUUCAUUUUUGUUUCUAAGUUUAAAAUAAGGUGACUUUUUUUAUUUUGUUUAAACCAUCAAUAAGGAAAUUCUACAUACAAAAGAUAGAAAAAUUGUUUAGUAAUGAAAUAUUUUGGUUUGUUUGUUAUGGAUCUUCUAUAAAAUAAUGAUUGUUUGAGAACCAAAGAGAAAAAUUGUAUAGCUAAUAGUUACUGACAAAUUGAGAUUCUGUAAAUUAGAUGAUAAAAUACUUCUUGUGCUAUGGAAAAAAAUCUUGAAUUUAUUUUUUUAAAUAAAUUCAUUUUGUAAUAACUCAUUAUGACAUUUUAAAGAUUGAUCAAGAGUUUACUCCAGGAUCUGUGACUCUGUUUUCUUAAUCUCAUUCAUAUCGACAUCUUUUAAUAUUUAUUAGUAAGAUGUCACGUGACCAUGACAAAAGAAGGAAACGGAGCAGUAGUAAAUGUAAUAAGUUACGUAUGGAUUCAAAUAUAUCAAGUCUGUUGAAGCCUCAAGGAGAAGAUACAAUAAAACGUAAAGAAAUAGAUUCUGUUAUGCGCAAAGCAAGAGAAUUUCAAACUAAUUAUUGGAAUAAAAAACUUUUGGAAGUGGAAGCCAGAGAUCCAAACAGAUGGCGUCAUAGUGGUUACAAAGAAAUGUACAUAGGAGAGUGUUCAAUUAGACAUUCAAAAAAUUAUCUUCGUAGUCCAAGACAUCAAAUUUCUAGAUCACGUAGUCCAAAACCUCGCUAUCCAAAAAGUCCUAGAAGUCCAAAACUGCGCAAUUCUCAUUUAUCACAAUCUCGAAAUUUACACAGUAAAUGCCUAAAGCAACGAAUCAGAAGUUCACAGAGUCCGCAAAUUAAUUGUCCAGUUAUUAGAAGAUCACAAACACCUAGAUUGUGCAGUCCAAAAAUUCAAAAAUCUAGAUCACAUUCUCCGGAUUUUUCUCCAUUAAGAACUUUUAAAGAACAAAGCAUGUUAACAAAAAUUGUAGAUAGUCCAAGUUCUGGAAGUACGUGCUCAGACCAAUCUUGUUCUGUUUGUUCGUCUAAAGUCUGCAGAUCAAUGGUAGAUACUUCCAAUUCAAAAUCAAAAUCUCCUUCUCCAAUUAAAGGUCAUGUUGUUUUAAAAGAAGCUGUUUUUAGUAGAUCUGUAUCAAAAAAACACAAUAGAAUCAAUUCAUCUUCCACACCUCGAGUAUAUAGUUCACAAACAACUCUGCCUCUUCAAUGUCGUUCCAAAGAACAUGAAAAGAUCUCUAAAGAUUUGAAAACAAGAAAAAAGCAAAAACUUGGUAAAUCACCUGAUGAUCCUCGAAUAUCACAAAUGAUGCACAAACGAAUCAAAGUUGAAAAUACACAUUCAGAUAAGUCCGUAGUUCAAGCAAACAUAGAAUCUUCAGCUAGUGAUGACAGUGACAGUUCUUCCGCUACCUCUCAUCAUCCACCCCCAAGAAUGACACUAUCAGAAAGGUUUGGAAAGAUGGCCCAAUGGAGUGUAGAUCGUCGAGACAUGGAAAACAUGCGAAUUACAAAAGUCGGAAAUAGUACAAUGAAAGUUGUCGUUGAAGGAGAAGAGAGGAUAACUCGAUUAGGUUACGAUUCUCCGCCCCCUGGUCAUUAUCCAGAAGCUUUGUUAACACAAGGUCCAAGAGGGCUCGAUAGCUGGGAUGAUGUCCAUGUGAGAUAUGAUUACUACAAAUCUAGAGGUUAUUUAAGAGAUCUUACUUUGGAUGACUACAUUAAAUGGGAAGAAUGGUGGUAUAAAUACCAAGAAUGGUUAGAAGCAGAACGCUAUUAUGAACAGUGGGCUGUACAAUCAGCAAGUCGAUCUUCCUCUGGAAGCGGUAGAAAAAGACGUCGCAGAAAUAAUACAACUCAUUAAAAAUAAUUUAGAUUCAUAAGUUUGAUUAUGAUUGCUUAUAUUAAUUAAUUGAAAUAGUUCUAUUAAAAGACAUUAAAUUACCACAACUUAUUAUGUAUAGAAAAUAUUCAAUUUUUCAAGUUAUACAAUAACUAGACUUUUUAAUACUUCAAUUAAGUCUUCGUAAAUGUUGUUUCAAAUUUUUCUAUUUCGUGACAGACAUCGAACCGAAAAGCUAUAUGCUAUAUAUUAAUUACAUACAACACACACACACACAACAUAAGUUCAAUUGGCACAGCUACUUUUUUUUAUCAGAAAAUAUCUUUGACAAAAUAUCCUGGCUAUUACAUAUAUAUUCAUACGUAUUUACAUACGCAUAUCCAUAUCACAAUCAAAUUAUACUUAAAUAGCCGUAUACAUAAGUUGUGCCUUAUCAGGGAACAUUUAUUUAUUCAGACGCAUUUAUUACACUCCUCUGCACUUUCUUUAGCCCCCCUAAACUAAAUAUUAGAAGAUGUUUAAAGUUUUUCCUCUCAACGAAAAAUAGUUGCAGCUUAAAAGAACUCAACGAGGUUUGAAAGCUCGUUAAAAAAGCUUUAAAAUAAACUUUAAAAUAAACUAAGUAUGAUAAGAAAAAGUUAAAAAAUGAAAUUUUUUAUAUAGAUAUAAAAAAUGAAAUAUGAAAUAUUUAUUUUUCUUUCGUCACACGUAGUCAG